AAAAUAGCUAAAGAAGUAGGAGACAAGCAUGGGGAGGGUGUUGCUUAUGGCAAUCUUGGCAAUGCUUAUGGCAAUCUGGGUGAUUUCAAAAAAGCCAUAGAGUACCACAACCUACAUCUUAAAAUAGCUAAAGAAGUAGGAGACAAGCAUGGGGAGGGUAACGCUUAUGGCAAUCUUGGCAAUGCUUAUGACCGUCUGGGUGAUUUCAAAAAAGCCAUAGAGUACCACAACCUACAUCUUAAAAUAGCUAAAGAAGUAGGAGACAAGCAUGGGGAGGGUAACGCUUAUGGCAAUCUUGGCAAUGCUUAUCACCGUCUGGGUGAUUUCAAAAAAGCCAUAGAGUACCACAACCUACAUCUUAAAAUAGCUAAAGAAGUAGGAGACAAGCAUGGGGAGGGUGGUGCUUAUGGCAAUCUUGGCAAUGCUUAUCGCCGUCUGGGUGAUUUCAAAAAAGCCAUAGAGUACCACAACCUACAUCUUAAAAUAGCUAAAGAAGUAGGAGACAAGCAUGGGGAGGGUGUUGCUUAUGGCAAUCUUGGCAAUGCUUAUUUUAGUCUGGGUGAUUUCAAAAAAGCCAUAGAGUACCACAACCUACAUCUUUUAAUAGCUAAAGAAGUAGGAGACAAAUCCUCGGAGGCAAUGGCCUACUGUUCAUUAGGAUUGGUUUUUGAGUUGCAAGGUGGACUGCCAAAAGCCGUUGAACAUUACCAAGCUAGCAUAAACUUAUUCAAUUCCUUGAGAGUACUUCUAAUAUCUAAAGAUGAGUGGAAAGUUAAUUUUCGAAAUCAGCAUCAAGUGGCGUAUACGGGUUUGUGGAGAGUUCUCGUAGAACAAGGUAAUGUAGAUGAAGCCUUAUUUGUUGCUGAGAAAGGACGAGCUCAAGCUCUGACCGACCUCAUGGAAUCCAGUUUUUGUGGUGGAACAAGUCACCACAAGGGAGAAGAUGAAGAUUGCGCAGUUUUAAAAAACGUUCCAUCAAACACUGUCUUUCAGGCAGUGGACAAAGCUAACGUCAAUCUUUGGGUUGUGUCCGAAGGAAAACAAGUUCAGUUAAGACAAAGUAAACUCAAAGGUUUUGUUUCAGAGAAUAGUGGAUCUAGCCUGUCCUUUGAGUCGUUCAUGCUCGGUGUCUAUACACAACUUGGUGUUCGUUCUAAUGUGAGAUGCGAGAAUCGAUCUUUAGAUGCUUUGAGGGAGGGCCGUUCAAAAGUGGAUGAGAAAACCAAAGAAGCCAAGCCUCAACCUCACAUCCAACAAGACGGAUGCUUGAGCACUUUGUAUGAUAUCGUUAUGAAGCCGGUGGCUGACUUGAUUGAAGGGGAUGAGCUACUCAUUAUUCCUGAUGGACCCCUGUGGAUCGCUCCUUACGCUGCAUUGAAGGAUGGUAAUUCUAAAUACCUGUGUGAAUCGUUCACAAUCCGAGUCGCUCCAUCGUUAGCAAGUCUUAGACUCAUUGCCGAUUGCCCAGAUGAUUAUCACAAAAGCAGUGGUGCGUUACUUGUAGGAGAUCCGUGGGUAUCCGAGGUUACUAACAGCGAGGGAAAGAAAGUCUUCGAGCAGCUUCAGUAUGCUAAAAAAGAAGUAGAAAUGAUCGGAAAAAUUCUGAAUAUCACGCCAAUCACUGGCAGUCAGGCCACGAAACGUGAGGUGUUGAAAAGACUCAGUUCCGUUUCCCUAGUUCACUUUGCGGCACACGGAUGUAUGGAAACUGGCGAAAUUGCUCUUACACCUGACCCAGACCGAAUAUCUACUGUGCCAACGGAGGAGGAUUACAUUUUAACAAUUGGAGAUGUGUUGAAUGCUCAACUUCGGGCCAAACUUGUUGUGCUUAGUUGCUGCCACAGCGGCCGGGGCGAGAUCAAGGCUGAAGGUGUGGUUGGCAUUGCGCGCGCUUUUAUGGGGGCUGGUGCUCGGUCUAUUGUGGUGUCCCUGUGGGCGAUUGAUGACGAGGCUACUCUUGAGUUCAUGAAAUACUUUUAUCAACAACUUGCAGGAGGUAAACCAGCAAGCGAGUCACUGAACCUGGCCAUGAAAAGCCUCAGAGAAUCAGACAAGUUCUGCGACAUCAAACACUGGGCGCCCUUUUUGCUGAUUGGAGAUGACGUCACUCUUGACUUCAUGGCAAAGGAAAGAGAAAAUUUGAAUAUGAAAUCACAUAAAUGAAAACUUUUUAUUUCAUCUCAAAAUGAAUGACGCAGGAACUUGGAAGGUUUAAAUGCUUCUCCAUUUUGGCGCUUUUUGGCUAUUUUUCAUUACUUUUCACUUUUUUGUUAAAUGGAACUUGAGAUGUGUGACUUUACUUUGGUGAAGAAAUAAAACAGACUAUUUCAGUA
Molecule: messenger RNA, 2333 nt
Organism: Pocillopora verrucosa
Lineage: Eukaryota; Metazoa; Cnidaria; Anthozoa; Scleractinia; Pocilloporidae
Source: RefSeq, a predicted model, not a curated record